GUCCAUGUUGGCGUGCAGAAGGGCGUGUUGGCUGUAUUUAAACCGUGAGCUUUGCACAGAUUACACACACAGACGUGUCUUACCUGAGGACGUUCACAGCUCAGCACUCCUGCUCCAGAAAUCAGCCAAUAUGAGUGACGCCAACCCAGUCAACGAGGAAGUGGAGCACUUUAACAAGAAGCAGCUCAAGAAGACGAACACGCAAGAGAAAAACCAUCUCCCAACCAAGGAGGAAAUCGAGGAGGAGAAGAAAGCCAUGAAAGAUGGGAAAUGAAAUCUUGUCUGCAAUGAUUCUUCUUCUUCUGCCCUGCUCYGGUCACCGGCUCAUCUUCCAAUGAGUCCUGUCAUUUCCACAUCUGAUCUUUGUGCCACCGUGGUUUUAAAGGUUGUUAUGGGAGAGAAUACUAACAAUGAUCUGUAUACAACAAMGCAAAGGAAACAUCAAUCAAAUGUUUUAAACACUUAAAUGUCAGAACAUGAUAAAAAUCUUGGUGGAAGUUUAAAUCAAAGCUAUGCCUGUAAAUGGUGCCGUCUAACCAUGUUGUGAAAAAUAAGACAAAUGGAUCAUAUUUUUGUUUUAAUAAAAUAAACAUGUUGGAUGUA
Messenger RNA from Austrofundulus limnaeus, 603 nucleotides. Its product is annotated as thymosin beta-a. Gene Ontology annotation, cellular component: cytoplasm. Gene Ontology annotation, biological process: regulation of cell migration; actin filament organization. The coding region runs from base 5 to 274 and encodes 89 amino acids. The transcript is spliced from 3 exons. Gene Ontology annotation, molecular function: actin monomer binding. NCBI's taxonomy places the organism in Eukaryota, Metazoa, Chordata, Actinopteri, Cyprinodontiformes, Rivulidae. The record is from RefSeq and is a predicted model, not a curated record.